Messenger RNA from Diaporthe batatas, 3535 nucleotides. RefSeq lists its product as uncharacterized. The coding region runs from base 1024 to 2748 and encodes 574 amino acids. The record is from RefSeq and is a predicted model, not a curated record. Lineage: Eukaryota; Fungi; Ascomycota; Sordariomycetes; Diaporthales; Diaporthaceae. The transcript is spliced from 3 exons.
UUCUUAUCCGCGGUAGAUUUCUGUCGUCGGCUGCAACUCUGCUGCGUCGUCAGAUGGGCCCUUCGCUUCAGCCUCACCGUUGUACAGUGCAACGCCGCUGAGCUCACCUCCCGUGUUCUCUGUCUGCAGUUUUGCUGUCUGUCUGUCCUCACCUCUCGCCCGCCCGUUCUCUUCCCUCUCCCACGCGGGCCAAGUUGGGUCGAGUCGAUUCGAGUCGAGCAUCACCUCCCGGACAGCCCCACCAGCAACCAGCAGAGCAGCACACUUGACUACCUGACUACCUGACGACCUGACGACCUGACUGUCUGCCUGUCUGCCUGACUGCCUGGUCACGAACCCAGACGUCAAGUCACGUCACAAUCUCAACCAAGCCUGAGCUGAGUUAUUACUAGCCUAAACCACGCACUUGACCUGCGCACGCCUACUACAGAUACUGCCAGUGCUGCCAGCGCCAGUGCCAGCCGUGCCCUCACCUGUGCCCGCCUUUCUCCAACUCGGGCUAGCUCCACCCAAGCAGCGUCAACCCACGCCGCCUCUGCACUCAACCGCUCGUCUUUUUGCAAACCUACUGCUGCCCCUCCGCACGACCUCGAUUGCGUCCAAGGGCUGUCAAGGCGACGAUAACUUGCACUGCAGCGCUUGUCCAGUAGCCGUUUAACAGUCGCCCUACCCACCUGUCUGCCUGGCCGAUCUGUUCCUGAUUUGUUCUUGCUGGUGGGCCGUUGAGUGCGUGCACAACAAAACCACGAGCGUCCUCUGACAAACCCACCCGACAUCGCCGUUGCUCGAGUAACCAUCCCAACCUUGCUCGCCCGCCCUCCCCAGUCCACCAAAAAAGCCGACCGCGCACCGACCGAUCCUCGCCAACCAGCCAACUCCCUGGGGCAGAGCAAAACCUCCCGCUGGCCUGGCCAACCACCCACUGCCUCACAUCUCUGGCCAGCGCCUUCGAGGCCCGCCUCAUUCUCCCCCUUCCCUUCCCUUGCCGCGAGCAAACGACCCCGACCCGACCCCGCCGCCAAAAUGCCCUGCUUCAAGGGUAUUGCGGUGAGCAUCCACGCCAACGGGACCCCGCUCCCAGAGCACGGCAUGCAGAAGCAGUCCAAGUUCUCCAGGAUCAACACCUUCAUACCCGUCCCCAGCCCCACCCUGAGCGAGGACUCUGGCAAGACCGAAUCCGCAAAGUUCGCCAUCUCCAUCACCCUGCUGACCCCCGGCCUGCCCAUCCCAUACUCGACCCCGAAACCCACUCGCGACAAUCCUGAUCCCACGCCGCAGUAUGCCGCCAGGGACAUGGCCUCCAGCAGGGCUGGCAACGGCGUCAACCCCUACAUCCCCAUGACCAACAGCGACAACGAGACCGUCGCCGCCUACAUCUACUUCGACGGCCGCGCAAAGGAAGAGGUGGCAACACUGCUCAGGCCCGGCGAGGAGACCUGGGUCAACAGCAGAUGGGUCCAGGUCCCCGACUCCGAGGGCGGCGGCCUGGCCGAGAGGGAAUUCCUGUUCCGUGAGGUCGGCCUGGAGCGGUGGCUCAACGGCCUCGACCUCAAAGGCCACGACGCCGAGGAGCGGCUCGAGAGGCGCCGCCAGAAGUUCGAGCGCCGGCGCAGGAAGCAGAGGGGUGAAGGCAUGGGUGCCCUGCUGGGCGACUCGUCAAAUGGGCCCCGAGAUGCCUUCCGCUACGGCAACGACGAGGGGAGCCCCGUCGAGGCUGUCUUCGACGAGGACUCCAUGUCUGAUUCGGACGACGAGUUCCCCGAGGCCGCCGGCCAGAUCAAGGUCGCCAUGUUCCGCGUCAUAGCGUCUGGCGAGAUCAAGAAGGGCGAAUACUCCCCGCAGUUUGGCGCACACGACGACGAUGACGAGGUCAAUGGCGGCAACUCCAACGGGGUCGACGCCGAUGUCGAGCACACUACGAGUUUCGCGAAGCCCAAGACUCUCGAUCCCAAGACCAUCAGCACACAGACUGUCACUGGUAUCGAUGGGCCAGAGAAGCCCUACGCCACCUUUACUUUCUACUACCGUGGCGAGCGCCAGCUGCAGAAGAUGGGGGUUUUGCCCUCGGCCAAGUCACAAGCAACCACACCCGCAGCAGCGAAGCGACGGUCCGGCCAGCUCGACUUCUCCAACCUUGGCCCUCUCAAGACGACAGGUACGGUCGGGUUCUCCGCCUUCAGGGACCAAACAGCAGAGUCGUCCAAGAGGAGAAAGGGCCGCACCAAGUCGAACGGCAGUCUCGGCGCUAUGGACGAGGACUCGGAAGAAGACGAGGACGAACCAGAGAUCCUCGGCAAGAUGGAGGACAUCGACGAUAAGGAAGUCAAGCCGAGCACAGCGCCCGAGGAUGUCAAGUUCACCGGUGAAUUGGCCGAAGGUGUCGACCGUAUUAAGCUUAAGCGGCAACGGUCAGCCGAGCCAGAAGGCACCGCCUCACCCGACGCCAAGUCCCCCAACCUGAGCGCAGCGACAUCCCCUCCCAACAUGAUAUUCGGCGCCGGCGGCGAUGGCCCGCGCUCCUCGGGCCUGGCCCCGCCCUCUUUCUUCCCGACAAACCUAUCCGACGAGAUCGCGCCCGCCGGCAGCCCGCUCAAGAAGCAGCGCGCCGGGACCCUGGACGACGGGUCUGGCCAGCCAUCCCAGCCCGCCCUGGGGGUCUCGCAGCCCAAGGUCUCCUCGUCCGCGCCGGCCGUGCCGGCGGCCCCCCUCGCGCAGAGUAGUGCGCACGACGACGAGGAGGAGCUAUAGAUGCGCGGCCACCAUACCAUACCAGUUUAGCACUGCAUCUACUCCUAGAUGUAGGACAGUUCUCGGGUAUAUGUUAUCGGCAGCGGAACCCAGCGUGUCAUUCUUGAAGACCCCUGUUUGAUCAUUUGAUUGGGUCCUCGAGUGUCAGGAUAUCCUCUCACGGAAAUGGAACUACCAGCAGCGCAUUUUGGGACCCUACCACCGGAUGGCUUGAAAGCGGACCGGGGGACCUCCCAAAAAGAGGGGGAAAAAAGAGAAAAGAAAAGAAAAAGCCGGGUUGCCACAGGCCCCCUUGACACCAGAUGGAAGGAAGAGCGGAGGAGAAAGCGCCGGGGCAAUUCUUCGAGCCGAGGGACUCCCACAUCUUUGCUGGGUGAAAGCAAGUGGGGGUUUUUGUGGCCAACUGACACUGGAUGGGGACGGACACGCUGAGUCGUCAAGUGUAAAUACCCCAAUAUAACCAAAAAAUUGCAAAAAACACAGGGCCUCCAAGAUGAAGAUUCGCGCCUACUUCCUCUGUGCGGGGGGUGGGUUUUCUGGGUGGCUGCGGUUUUCUCGAGCAGCAGCAAAACUACAACAGCAGAAGCAGCAUCGUCGUGCGUACAGCAUGGAGUUCGGGCUCACGGGCAAACCUGUCGUCUUGUGCUUGCCUAGUUGCCUCUCUCUCUGGAAGUGAAAAUGCGGUUGGUUGUGGUGGUGGUGGUCGUGGUGAAGAAGACGAUGGAUGCUCCCAAGCAGAACAGGGACAUGGAAGCAGAGCCAGGUAUGCGUCGAGGGGGCGAGUGAG